AUGGAAGGAGAUCUCACAAAAACACCUUACAACAGUAUCUACGCGACACUGGUGAGUGCUUCAGAACGCCUUCUUCUUCUUAAUGACAGAAUUCAGAAGAACAAGAAACCCGAAGGUGACGUGAUGUGUUGCGUGCACGGAAGCCAAUGCACUUACGGUCGUUCGAAGCCCGGAGUGAAGCCGGACAACAACCAAUACGUGAACUUGGCCUCUCCGAAAAUGGAAGCUUCGCAACUGGCGGAGAAGUUGAGCAAGCUGACCACCGAGGACGGCGGAGCAUCCUCGAAGCCGGAGCUGAUAAGCCUGAACAGUCUGAUGGCGAACAACGGCGGCGAUCAGCGCAAGUCGAAAAGCGGUCGCGACAAGAGAAAGAAGAAGACGCCGGCAAUCGUGGACGACAAUCAGUCGUACGUGAUGCUCGGCCCUUCGACCGACGAGUCUUCCGCCCAUCGGGCUCCCAUUCCUCCGCCGCCGCCAACCGAGGUCAUCAGUAAACAGAAAAGUUUCAAGUAGGUCCCCUCGGCUCCCUUCCCACCUUCCUGGUCCCUUACAGACUGGGCCAGGUCGCUUCCGCCUACAUCGGAGUCUCCACUCUCACCGAUGCGGAGAACCGUCUCACUCGUCGCGGAGAGUUCGCUCUCUACCAUCUGUUCAACUCGAACAGCCGUCUCGACACUCUCUCAGACGACCUCGCCCUCAUGCUCGUCUACCGUACCACCACCAAAAAGAUCCGUCACUACUCGAUCCGCAUGACGGCCGACGAGCAGUUCUUCGUGGACUGCGGAUAUCCGAAUGUCCGCAAGCACUUCUCGCUCGACCAGCUCGUCAUGUACUACAAGGUAUUCUGGAGUUCCUCGAGUUCUCCAUCCGAAAGUAUUCCGUCCUUCAGACCUCGGCGACUUGCGAGAUCAAUCCGGACGACACUUCGGCCGAUUCGUUCUCCUGGUGGCUCGAAUGA
Messenger RNA from Caenorhabditis sp. 36 PRJEB53466, 958 nucleotides. Lineage: Eukaryota; Metazoa; Nematoda; Chromadorea; Rhabditida; Rhabditidae. The record is from the annotation of a GenBank genome assembly.